Molecule: messenger RNA, 2003 nt
Organism: Chroicocephalus ridibundus (black-headed gull)
Lineage: Eukaryota; Metazoa; Chordata; Aves; Charadriiformes; Laridae
Gene: METTL24
Product: methyltransferase like 24
Exons: 5
Coding region: 56-1192 (378 amino acids)
Source: RefSeq, a predicted model, not a curated record
GGGCGGGGUCUCCCAACUUUCGGCGGCGGCCGCGGGGCCCGUCCCGCCGGCGGCAAUGAUCCCUGCGGCGGGGCGGGGGGGGCGGCAGCGCCGGCCAGGGCGAGCCCCCGCCGCCAUGCCCAAGGAACGGCCGCUCUGGCGGGGCCCGGCCUUCCGCCUCUGCCUGCUCUCGGCCGCCCUCUUCCUCUGCCUCCAGCUGGGCAUGAGGCGAUCAUGGUGCCCGGAGGAGAAGCCCCGGGCAGCGGCGGCGGUGGCGGGACGGUCGCCCCCGCCGUCCCGCGGCACUGAGCGGCAGGCGGCGGCGGCAGCGGCGGGCAGGCGGCGGGUCACCUACGUGCGGAGCGGGCGGCGGGGCAGCGCCGGGCCCGCCUGCUGCCCCCUGCAGCCCCCGGGCGGCCGCCGCAGGAAGACUGUAAGAUGGCACAUUGAACUACAGCCAUGGGCAAGUCCAACUCCUUCCCUCAACUAUGAGGCCUUGAGGUUCCUGAAGUACAUUAGCACUUCUCAGAUUUCAUGUGAACACAUGAACCUGAGCAGCCUGAAAGGGUACUCUGAAACCACAAAGAAGCCCUGGUCGAUCUGUCUUGACGAGAGGUUUAGCCUCAUUCAUCGAAUCAGAAGCAAGCAAUGCCGUCUCUAUUCCCUUGGGUUAGGCAACGAUGACAACCAGUUUGAGAUCAGCAUGGCCAACAAUGGAUGUGAGGUGCAUCGCUUUGACCCCAGCAUCAAGUCAGCACACAUUCAUGAGGGUCAGCACCUCUGGUAUCAUCGCCUGUCCAUUGACUGGAGGGAUCCCAAUCCAGCCAUUGCUCCUCAUAAACUUCACAGCAACACAAAGAAGCUGGGCACAAUAUUGAAUGAAUUUGGACAUCAGAAGAUUGAUGUCCUCAAGGCAGAUGUGGAGAGCGCUGAGUGGAAAAUUUUGGAAAACCUGAUCCUGGAAGAUGUUGUUGAGCAGAUAGGACAGCUGGUCAUUGAGGUACACAUCCACUGGCCUGGGUUUGAGGUCAGCGGCAACGACAGCACCGUGGUGCGGUACUGGUACAGUCUGCUCCGAGAACUGGAGCUGAAGGACUUCAGGCUUUUCCAUACCUACAAAGACUUAUCAAAACCACAGAUGUUUCUGAAAAAGGAAGCCUUCAACGCCAGUAGCUGUUACACACUAAGCUGGGUAAAUACAAGAUGGAAAUAGCAGAAAGGAAUUUAUGAUGUGUGACUGCGAGCCAUCUGGCCCCGUAGCGUUAUUGAAGGGGACUUUGGCAUCACUGGCUAAAGUUGCUAAAUAUGCACACAGUGACUGCUAACAAAAUGGACUGCCUUUUUAUUUUUAUACGUUGUCAAAAGAACUGGCACUAGCAGAAGAUACAUGGCGCAAAUGUAUUGUACAGCAAUAUAUUUGCCAACGGGUACACCCUCUCAGAGGACAGUGGUUUCUGUAAAGGUUUGGCUGGAGUGGCUAACAGCGUGGCUUUCCCAGGCUGCCUCGUGCCUGAGCGUGCCAGCGCAGAGGGCGUCCCUGGAGCUGCCCUGGGAAGCAGGUGCCUUUUUCAGGAAGGGUCAAGUGUUACUUCUCUUCGUAAAAUGAUCUUUGGUUUGCACCUUCUUUACUUUGGCUUUGUUUCCCGUGGAACAAAUUUUAGGCAAGAACAGGAUGUUCUUCAGCCCACAGGCAAAUUUCAGCUGAAUUUGUCGGAGGCAGAAAUCACCAGCAAAUUAAAUUCCUACCUGUUUCGUUGAGUGGCUUCUGAGUGCUCUGCCUUUGGCUCUUUACGUCAGCCUGGCUGUGGGAAGCGAGUUCAGCGCUUCUGACACAGGAGGCGGUGGGACAGAGAGACUCAGCUGCUGGAAAAUCUGCCACAAGUGCUCCCCCUCCUCACCCUCCGGAGGCUUCAGCCCCACCAGACAGGGCUUCCCUAGUUCAUCCGCUCAAAGAAUGGCUUAUUUUAAAUUACUCUUGCAACAGCUGUAGCAAAUGGUUUUUCAUAAAAUACCUAUUUAAAAGA